This is a messenger RNA of Poecilia reticulata (guppy), 1305 nucleotides long. The record is from RefSeq and is a predicted model, not a curated record. NCBI's taxonomy places the organism in Eukaryota, Metazoa, Chordata, Actinopteri, Cyprinodontiformes, Poeciliidae.
UGUUUAGUUUUUGUUUUUYCCUUCUCGAUAUAACUAGACCUGCUGGACUCGAACUUGACUCGAUCACCCGAGUAAAUCAUCUCACAUACGUUUGCAGGAAACUUCAGUGAAAAUAUGGGAACUGAUGCUGGAAGGAGUGGAUUCUCAGUUAGGUCAGUAACCGACCGACCGCCUGGGCCCCCGAACGCGGGUAGAAAAGGAAUGUUCCAGAUGCUGCGAAACCGCAAACAGGUCUCCUUCCGUUUCUUUCUCACUCUCAACCCAGACGACGGCUCCAAGCCCACCCCCACCAUGGAGACCCACAUCCCCCCUGAGGGCGAAGAGAUAACUGCUCCGACACUAUGGAUAAAACAUCUGGGCUACAUGGAGAAUAAGCAGAACGGCUCCACUUCCAGAAGGCAAGAAAAGGUUCCGUCUUGUGACCAGGAGAGACAGAACGCCCUGAACGAGGCUCAGCAGAGUUCUCGGGAGUCCAUUAUCAUUCCGGACUGUGGGUCCGGAGGUCUUUACAAACCAGUCCAGUGCCAUCAGCACACUGGUUACUGCUGGUGUGUUUUAGUGGACACAGGACGGCCCAUCCCCGGAACCUCAACCUUGUUCAAGACGCCGGAGUGUGACGAAGACGCGCGGUCUUACGUGGCGGAUCCRGAGGACCCGUUCCACGUCAGGCCCCUGCAAGGCUGCCCGGAGGGRAAGAAGGGGGAAUUCAUUACAAGCUUGUUAGACGCUCUCACAACCGACAUGGUGCAAGCCAUAAACUCACCGGCCCCCUCUAGUGGCGGGAGGUUUGUUGAACCUGAUCCCAGUCACACUCUGGAGGAAAGAGUGGUGCAUUGGUACUUUGCCCAGCUGGAUAACAAUGGCAGCAAUGACAUCAACAAGAAGGAACUCAAACCUUUCAAGAGGUACCUGAAGAAGAAAGCUAAACCUAAGAAAUGUGCCCGCAAGUUCACCGACUACUGUGAUCUGAAUAAGGACAAGGCUAUUUCGCUGCAGGAGCUGAAAGGCUGCCUCGGUGUCAGCAAAGACGGAAGCUCGUUGACAAGCGGCAGUCAAGGAACAAGGCAAGGGACAAAACUGUUCAGUAAGCACUGCUCUCACCAACACUGCUUAAAGCUUUAAACACAUUUAWACCAUGUAUUAAAACUGUCACUUAGCCACUGUUCAUCUUUAGCUGCAAGAUUAUCCAUCAUGGAAGGACAGGGAACCCUUAUUUCAUAGAUACAUUGGUGUUUCUUUAAGUAAUCAAAAGUAUUCUUUGUUCUUCCAGUUCUUYGUUACAAAUUAAAACUGUUUGCUACUGAA